Dujonia railenensis is the source of this 402-nucleotide messenger RNA. NCBI's taxonomy places the organism in Eukaryota, Fungi, Ascomycota, Pichiomycetes, Serinales, Debaryomycetaceae. The record is from the annotation of a GenBank genome assembly.
AUGGAAAAACAUGAACUCAGUAAGUUGCUUAAAAAGGUAGUUUACGUUGACGAUCAAGACUCUAAGAGAAGCUCUUCAGCACCAAACGCAAAAUCCAGCAAAAAUAAUAAAAAUAAGAGCAUUAUAACGGCCCCAGUAUCCACAAAUAUAUAUCCAAUACCGCCUCCGAGCAAGAAGAAGUCGUAUUUUCUUCAGAAAAUAGCAUUGCAGGAAGAUGUCACUGAUGAACUGGAGAAGGUAGUACAGUCAAAUGAUAAAGACCUGCGGUUUACCGAACAGCAAAUCGACCAAGAUCUAAGUAUAGUGCUAGAACAAAUACAGCAGCAAACGGUACCAGAAUCACCAAAACUCGAAGAAUUGGAAAUUUUUAAAUUUCUAGACUCCGAAUUCUUAGAUCAAUAA